Molecule: messenger RNA, 1899 nt
Organism: Cryptomeria japonica (Japanese cedar)
Lineage: Eukaryota; Viridiplantae; Streptophyta; Pinopsida; Cupressales; Cupressaceae
Product: isoflavone reductase homolog A622
Exons: 5
Coding region: 130-1632 (500 amino acids)
Molecular function (GO): oxidoreductase activity
Source: RefSeq, a predicted model, not a curated record
GUGGGAGUUCUCACUUCAAAUUUUAUAUAAGAGCUUACCAAACCGAAAAGAUUGUCGCACACUUUCACAGUGUUUUUUUUUUCUCUCUUCUCCCUCUUUGUUUUUAAGAAAAGAGAGAAAAGAAAUAAAAUGGCCUGUGCUCCCAACGUCGCGCACCAGUUUAAUCUGUCGUGCUUGCAGCCGCCAAAAGAUGGGGGUUUAUCCAUUAACACCAUUCUCACCAAUGGCAAUGGCGGCGGCUGCGGCAAUACCGAGAAUAGUUCCACCAUCAUCUCUAAUGGUCAUCUCAGUGUUUCCAAGGACAAGGCUGUUACUAGCAAUGGGCAUGCUAAUGGUGGGCACAAGGACAAGGAAGUGGGGAUCAAUGCCCAUGUUGAGUUUCUUAACAUGGAGAAGGAUGUGACCAGUAAUGGCCAUGCUAUCAAUGGUAUUGUUAACCAGGAGAAGGAUGUCACUAGCAAUGGUCAUGUUAAUUGUGGGCACAAGGACAAGGAAGUGGGCAUCAAUGCCCAUGUUGAGUUUCUUAACAUGGAGAAGGAUGUGAUCAGUAAUGGCCAUGGUAUUAAUGGUAUUGUUAGCCAGGAGAAGGAUGUCACUAGCAAUGGUCAUGUUAAUGGUGGGUACAAGGACAAGGAAGUGGGUGUCAAUGCCCAUGUUGAGUUUCUUAACAUGGAGAAAGAUGUGACCAGUAAUGGCCAUGGUAUUGUUAACCAGAAGGAUGUGAGCAGUAAGGUUCUUGUUAUAGGAGCUACUGGUUUUAUUGGCCGUUUUGUUGCAGAGGCUAGUGUUAAGUCAGGGCGGAUCACUUAUGCUCUGGUGAGGCCUACCAGUGCCAAGAAGAAGCUUGUUCAGGAAUUGAGCGACUUUGGUGUUCAUAUUCUUCAUGGGUGCCUAGAGGAUUACAAUUCUCUAGUGAAAGCGGUAAGGCAAGUGGACAUUGUUAUAUCUACCGUUGGUGGGCCCCAGAUUCUUAGCCAGCACAAACUCAUAGACGCCAUUAAGGAAGUGGGUUCUUCCGUUAAGAGGUUUCUUCCUUCUGAAUUCGGGCACGAUGUAGACCAUGCAGACCCAGAGGAGCCUGCCCUUACUUUCUACAAAGAGAAGAGAAAAAUCCGUCGUUCUGUGGAAGAAGCCAUGAUUCCUUAUACAUACAUCUGCUGUAACUCCAUUGCAGGCUGGCCUUAUUAUUACCACACACAUCCCACUGAGAUCCCACCUCCCUCUGACCGCUUUGAAAUCUAUGGAGAUGGCAAUGUGAAAGCAUAUUUUGUGGCUGGCGAAGACAUUGGUGCAUACACCAUGCAAGCUGUUGACGACCCAAGAACACUGAACAAGUCUCUGCAUUUCAGACCACCCCUGAAUUUUCUGACAUUAAAUGAGAUGGCCAGCAUUUGGGAAGGAAAGAUUCAGAAGACCCUGCCAAGGGUAGUUAUUACCGAAGAGGAUCUUCUGGUGAUAGCCAAAGCUAACAAAAUGCCUUCAAGUAUUGUGGCUGCGCUCACCCAUGAUAUCUUCAUCAAUGGCUGCCAAUACAAGUUCUCAAUUCAAGAGCCACACGACGUAGAAGCCUGUGAGCUCUAUCCUGCCAUAAAUUACACUACAAUUGAAGAUUUUUUCAACCAGUACCUUUGAACAGCCAGACAAACGGGCAGUACAUUCUGAUUCAAUUAUUAAAAUAAGAAGAAAACCGUGAAUUCAAUGUAUUAUUAGGGAAGUUUAUGUAUUAAUCUUCUUUCUCUUCGCUCUUCUUGGUAUGCGUUUGAAAGUACCGCCAGUUAUAGUGGUGGUAAAAAUGUAGUGGCAGUCUAAUCGACUACUGUCCAUUGUGAACACCAUGGAUUCAUCGAUGUGACUUCGAUUUUUUAAAUAACGAAAAUAGAGAAAUCUAGUUUUACUCCA